This is a messenger RNA of Aphanomyces invadans, 2242 nucleotides long. RefSeq lists its product as hypothetical. NCBI's taxonomy places the organism in Eukaryota, Oomycota, Saprolegniomycetes, Saprolegniales, Verrucalvaceae. The coding region runs from base 122 to 2215 and encodes 697 amino acids. The record is from RefSeq and is a predicted model, not a curated record. The transcript has 15 exons.
CCGAUACAGGUCAACGGCUUCGUCGACGGUGUCGAUCCGAGUCUGAAUAGGGAGGUUUGGAGCGAUACAAAUAACUCUCGACCACGGGGGUGGGUCAGAGUGACGGAGCGCAGUCCCCGCCAUGAUGGACGUGUCGCCCGAGAACGACGGCGACACAGGCGACAAUCCCAUCCCGACCGUGCCGAGAUUGGACACGGACCCGUCGCCGAUGCGCCGCAUCAACAAAAUCUACGUGACAACCCGCCGGGCGUCGGGCGAGUUGCAUCUCCAAUCGGUCCUCCAACACAUGGACCGCCGCCUCCAGGUCCUGCCGGACCUCGUGAUGUUUUCAGGAACGUUUGGGCUCAUGAUUCUGUCCGUGUGCGUCCUCUUGGUGCUACUGUCGCAAAAUAUGUUUGAGCGCCAAGUGAUCAAUUUGAACGCGCAGCUUGCCGACACGUAUCACUGGGCUCCCUACGGCCAGUCGUGUGUGUUGCGCGCCGACGGCUUUGUCCCGGAUUCAUGCGACAACCGGACCGCUGCCGUCGUCCCUUCUCACAUUUUUCCCAUCGUCGGCGCGGUGUUGGGAACGCAAUGGCUGGCCGAACUCAAGACCGCUGGGGGCGCGCUCUUCGUCACAACGUGCGUUAUUGGAGGCACGGUCGACGUCGGGUGGACCGACCUGCAGUUUCUCGCGGGGUAUGAUUCGUACCCCGACUGCUUGCCGACGGCGCCCCAAGACGUGGCUGGCAUCGCGAUGCUGGAGAGCACUGUUCGCGACGGCGAGGGCUACUAUUUGAUCACGCUGUUCGCCGACCUCGACAAAAGGAUGAAACAAUACGUGUAUGCCAACUCGGACGGCACGUCGCAAAACUUGAUCUCGAAGGUCCGGCGCAUUGUCAUCGCGGGGGACGGCAACGUUGGCAUGGAUGCGUUUGGCGGGACGAACAACGUCAUUACAUCCAAGCCUCUCGGCGAGCGGUACCUCGUGACGGGGUUUUGUGUGUCGGUGAUUCAAGAGCUCAGCGACGCCAAGGACAAGCUCGAGCUCACGGGGUGGAGUCAAGGUAGGGCAGGUCUUGUUGCGACGCGUGUGCUGUGUCCAUCAUCCAGCGUGUUUAUAUUCCACGACGUCGUCCCAGGCAAAUUCUCGGCGCUCCCUGUCGUCCCCGCGUGGAGCUGCGGUCACGUCGUAUCGAACGCGAGCGAACUCGUGGCAUUUCAAGCCAUCUUGUCGGUGCUGUCCCUGUGGUUCUUUGCGGGCGAUGUGUACAUCACGAUCGAAGGCCUGCGCGGUCUCUUUACAGGGAAGCCGAUCCUAAAGUACGCUGUGUUGUCGGGUCUGGAGCGGCGCAAGUUGCUCCUCGCGUGCAUCGUGGCCAACUCGAUGCCUGGUCUGCUUUACAUGGACGUGUCUCGAAUGUAUUUUCACUCGGUCAACGGGUUCAAGCUGUACGCGCUGUCGUCGAUUAUGGUGGCCAACUUUGUCGCGUUCGGGUCGCUUUUGGCGCUAAGUGUGGUCGACAUGCUCGUGAGCUACGUCAAGACAUUUUCGAUCUGCGUGGGGUACUCGGCCCCCGUCUUCAUUGUGAUGUCGAUUGUCUGGAUGGCUGCCGCGUGGUGCAACGACGACAACUUUCUCGACGCGUACAACAAAUUUUACACCGCCCCGUCCGUGAUCGGGUUUUGGGUGCAUGACGCGUACUAUGCCAGUGGCUCGUACGCUCCCGGCGGCACGUUGCCGAUAGCAAACUACUUGACCGAGUCGAUCUUGACCGCCGUGGGCUGCAGCUUUGGGGUGUCCAUUGCCAUCUCUUCGCUUCAUCGAUGGCUACUUCACAAGCAUUGGUUCGUCUCGACGGCGUGGGCUCAAUCCAACUCGCUGCUUCAAAAGUUGCGAUUGCCCAGCUUUAUCACGGCUCUGCCGCUGGACCCGUUCAACGCGAUCAAGAUCGGUAACACCAUGUACUGCAAGCCCAGUACCCUCGCUUUGAUGGGCUAUACAACUGUGGAACGAAAGAAGCAGGAAAUGCACUCGGUCAAGGAGAAUGACGGCGAGGAGCCACCGCAAAAGCCGCACUUUGUUGUGUCCAUUUACGCGCUCGUUCCAGCGCUCGUCCUGCCUGUAUCCCAAGUUCGAUCCAUCGGAGCGAUCAUGAAGAACCAAUUUGCACACGAAUCCAGAAAGUUGGAGCGCAAAGCAUAUCGAUACACGCGAGGUGGUUGUGUUGGUUAACGAAAUCGUCGUCGUUCCUGCCACCGC